Priapulus caudatus is the source of this 2518-nucleotide messenger RNA. Its product is annotated as protein LSM12 homolog. Lineage: Eukaryota; Metazoa; Priapulida; Priapulimorpha; Priapulimorphida; Priapulidae. The transcript is spliced from 6 exons. The record is from RefSeq and is a predicted model, not a curated record. Bases 67 to 687 code for a protein of 206 amino acids.
UAACAUGAUUGCAUUUGCAGAGACAAGUCAAGUAGGCCGGCUAUAUAAAUAAGAAAUAAGCACAAAAUGACAUGGAUAAUGGCUCAAGGUCGUGUAUAUUUUACAAUUGGCAAUGAGCUGACGUGUACAACGUGUAAUGGACAAAAGAUUGAAGGAGAAGUUAUAGCCUUCGACCAGCAGACAAACAUGCUAGCUCUUAAAUGCCAAAACAGCAAGCAGAAAGGCAACACCUGUGACGUUCAUUUCAUCAAUCUAUUGUAUGUUGAUGAUGUGAGCCUCUUGCCAGAAAAGGAAGCUAAACCUCUAGCACCUCUCAGCAAUCUCAACUUUCAACGACUGAACCAAAGACUUUCAAAGACAAAGAUGGAAAAGGUUAAGAAGGUGAACUCAGUCGGGCAAAACGUUACAUCAGAAGCACAGCAGUUGUUUUACCAUAUCAACAAAACGAUUGAUGACAUUGCGUGGAGAGGACAGAAUAUCACCGUGAUGGGAGAAGUAAGGAUAUCAGCCCCCUACACACCAGACAGCUGCCGAUCUCUGUCGAAUGUUAGCGACCAUGCCCUCCAGCAUGUCAGAAAACUAGUUGAGAAAUUCCACACAGACAAAUGUAACUCGGUUAUCUGCCUGGAGGAAGCAUCACCGGUCACAGAGGCUCAGUCGGACUCUGACCGUGAAGUUUCCCAAUAAACUAUAUUGCCCAUUCCUUUCCCAACGAACAGGAAUGAUUUCAAGUAUUUUCACGAUCUCUGAUCUCUCCACUCUUAUCAUUCAGACUAGGAAAACCUGUGUUGGAAUUUUAAUUUGUAAACAAUGUAGUUUACAUUCUAAAAAUAUUAUCAUAGUAAAAUGUGUUGCCCUAUGUUAAUUUCUUAGUAGGUAUGUGUCUAGAGUAAUGUUGAAAAUUAUCACAUUUUAUUUAUUGAAGCCCUAAAGAAGAUUUUAUACAGAAAUAUUAUUGAUAAAACCAAAAUUGUAGAUCUGUGCUGUAAACUUAAAUGCAAUUAUAUUUUGUAAACGCUAUCCUGUCCUAUGUGUUAUUCGUAUCUACUGCAUUAUAUGCACUUUUUUAAAUCUGGGAAAAAAACACUUAUUGUUUUAAUGCUAUGUGAAAGUGAAUGAUCUGAUUGACUUAUUCCGUGACAUUCCUUUCAGUUGAGAUCGAUUUGGUUAGCCACAUGUCUUUGUGUGUUUAUAUAUGUCAAUAGAAAGUUUUCCGUUCUAUUUUUUAUAAGGUUUGUGAACGACUGUUAGAUUUCUGUGGUUUUGUGCGUGUAUGUCUUCUCCUGCUCGUAUUUAUGGUGCGGUUGUGUAGUCACAAAUUCGUUCAAAAAUUAGUUGAGGGUGUGAGUUGCUGUUAGUCAGGACAGUCAGUGGAAGACAUUUGAGGCAGCAAUGGAAUGCCAUUAGUGAGAAGGAAACACGUGGAAGGGCAUGGGAAGCAGUAAGUAAGCCUGAUGAUGUCUCUGUUUGCCAUAUCAGUGUCACGACACCGUGCAUGAAAUCUAUUGACAUAAGAUAAAUGUUGCUGAAUUGCUGAAGGGUAUUUUGUAGUUGUUUUGUAAGAAUGUCAAAUGUAAGAACAGUCAUUAAACUGAGAUCAGGAAGAUGAUAGAUACUGCAAUAUUUACAGAUACAAACUACUGAAUCUUUCACGGAAUGUUGUAGUUUGUGAUUGGGCAACAUAUCAUUGUCUGGUUAUAUUCUAAUUGCGAGAAACAAUUAUUGAGAGAAUGCACCAUAUAUGAGGGUUAUUACCUUCUGGAAACUGACGGUCCAUGUCCUAGGUUUUACUGGAGCUACACAAACAGUCCAGCACGUUGCAGAUGCGUUAAAUUUGUAUUUUUUUAAAUAGCUCAUGUGUGCGUGUGUGUAUAUGCAUGCCUCUGAUAAUUACAUAUUGUCAUGUUAAAGCAGCUAUCUGGCCAGAACCGUGAAAUUUCAUUUAUUUUCCUACUCACAUGCCGUGUAGUUUAUCAUCUCAUAACAUAAAUUGGCCACAUUCUCGUCAUUGUACAUCUUUUAAGACUGUAGUGUACUUCAUAAAUACACACAAGAUCAAUAAAACCAGGCAAGGUAGAAUAUUUGAAAACCAAAAUAGAAAUUACUACAAAAAUGCAAAAAUGCUGUGGCGCUAUCGAGCUUGAGGUUUGGUUUAAUGUGCCUAAAACUAUUUAUUAGUUAUAUGGUGAGUGAGCGGAGACAUGGUUUAAGUAGUCCCUUUCAGGCUCGAAUUAAAUACAGCAGAUGGUUGAUUUCGUGCUGCGUGAUGUUGCUACCAGGUGGCGAUAUUUCACACAUCAAAAUCUUAUAGUGAAACGCUUUGUAACGCGUGAUAACGCGUUUAUAUAGACAUGACGUUUGUGUGCAUUCUGAUAGCCCAUCAAAUUGUUACCUAGUUUAUAUCAGUUAUUUUGAAAAUGAUUUCACUUGUGCGAUAUAAUACGUACGAAUGUUCAUGUGUCUGUUGGCAUGUUUCACGCCAUAACAGCUUAUUGUAAUAGAAUCAGAAAGCACUGCC